Molecule: messenger RNA, 2178 nt
Organism: Pterocles gutturalis (yellow-throated sandgrouse)
Lineage: Eukaryota; Metazoa; Chordata; Aves; Pterocliformes; Pteroclidae
Gene: HHIPL1
Product: HHIP-like 1
Exons: 10
Cellular component (GO): membrane
Source: RefSeq, a predicted model, not a curated record
GAAUGCUCUCCAUAUGCAGCUCACUUGUACGAUGCCGAGGAUCCCUCCACCCCAGUGCGGACAAUACCAGGGCUUUGCCAAGACUAUUGCCAGCAAGUGUGGCAGAACUGCCGCUCCAUUUUUCGCUAUCUCUCUGCAGACCAAGAGUUAAUUGCACUGGAGAACAACAUGGCAAAAUUCUGCCACUACCUGUCUUUGGAGGACACAGACUACUGUUUUCCACAUCUGCUGGCUAACCAGAACCUUAACCAAAACCUGGGGUUCGUGACCGCCGACGCGGAGGGCUGUCUCCAGCUCUGCCUCAUGGAGGUUGCCAACGGGCUGCGCAAUCCUGUUGCGAUGGUGCAUGCCAACGAUGGCACCCACAGGUUCUUCAUUGCGGAGCAGGUUGGCCUGGUGUGGACCUACCUCCCCGAUCGAUCCAGGCUCGAAAAGCCGUUUCUGAACAUCAGCGAAGCCGUACUUACCUCACCUUGGGAAGGAGACGAGAGAGGUUUUCUAGGUAUUGUCUUCCAUCCUAAAUUCAAAUUUAAUGGUAAAGUGUAUGUCUACUAUUCAGUUGAAGUUCGUUAUGAAGAGAGAAUCCGAAUCAGUGAGUUCAGAAUUUCUCCUGCUGACAUGAAUGCUUUGGACCAUAGUUCUGAAAGGAUAAUCCUGGAAAUAGAAGAACCCGCUUCCAACCAUAAUGGAGGAGAGCUGCUCUUUGGAGAUGAUGGGUAUCUCUAUAUAUUUACUGGAGACGGAGGCAUGGCUGGGGAUCCUUUUGGGACCUUUGGAAAUGCCCAGAACAAAUCAACCCUGCUGGGCAAAGUGCUGCGGAUCGAUGUGAACAACAAUGACCGUGGGCCUCUGUACCGAAUCCCUCCCGACAACCCUUUUCUUGACGAUCCCAAGGCUCGCCCUGAAAUCUAUGCGUACGGAGUGAGAAAUAUGUGGCGCUGCUCUUUCGAUAGGGGCGACCCUCGCACCAAGGAAGGGAAAGGGCGGCUCUUCUGCGGAGAUGUGGGGCAGAAUAAAUACGAAGAAAUCGACAUUGUUGAGAAAGGGAAAAAUUACGGCUGGAGGGCGAGGGAAGGGUUCAGCUGUUACGAUAAAAAACUUUGCAUCAAUUCUUCGAUGGAUGAUGUGCUUCCAAUUUACGCGUAUCCACACAAAAUGGGGAAAUCUGUUACAGGAGGCUAUGUCUAUCGAGGUUGCGAGUCUCCGAACUUGAAUGGCCUGUACAUAUUUGGUGAUUUUAUGAGUGGGCGCCUGAUGUCUUUGAAGGAGGAUCACACUACUGGAGAGUGGCAGUACAGUGAAAUCUGCAUGGGGACGGGACAAACAUGCAUGUUCCCUGGGCUUAUAAAUAACUAUUACCAAUAUAUCAUCUCCUUUGCUGAAGACGAAGCAGGGGAACUUUACUUCAUGUCUACCGGCGUACCAAGCGCCACGGCUGCCCAUGGAGUGGUGUACAAAGUGGUGGACACCUCUAGGAGAGCACCGCCAGGAAAAUGCCAAGUUGAGCCAUCGCCAGUGAAAGUAAAAAGCAAGCUCAUCCGGUUUGUGCCAAAGGAAAGAUUUUUAAGUGCUUUGCCAGAUCAGGCUCUGGCAACUGAAGUGUGCACAGAGCUCAUUGUGAAAACACCAACGCCACGUCCCCGCCUGAAGGCCACGGCCGAGGUCCCACCGGGAGGCAAGCCAGACCCUGCCACUCCCCACACACCGGCUCAGAGCCGUGGCCGGAGCCGGGGCCGGGGGGAGGUUUACAUGGCCCCCAAGCCCCGGAAGGGAGGAGAGAGGAGGAGGCAGCGCAGGAAGAAGAAACCCUCCGGCACGGCCCCGCCACUGCGGAAUGGCGCCGUGCGGCUGAUGGAGCAGCAGAGCCGUGGCCGGAGCCGGGGCCGGGGGGAGGUUUACAUCGAUGGCGAGUGGGGCACGGUGUGUGACGAUGGCUGGAACUCAGCCGCUGCCGCUGUGGUGUGCCGCCAGCUGGGCUUCCCCUACGUGGUGCGGGCCACCAAGAAGGCAGAAUCUGGAGAAGGGACCUCCCUUCGCAUUCUCCUGGAUGAUGUCCAGUGCUCCGGGCAGGAGAAGACACUGCUGGAGUGCGCCCACGCUGACAUUGGCACGCACAACUGCUCCCAUGAGGAGGAUGCCGGUGUGGUGUGCAGCCAGGAGGAGGUGGCGGACUGGUGA